Molecule: messenger RNA, 1228 nt
Organism: Blastocystis hominis
Lineage: Eukaryota; Bigyra; Opalinata; Blastocystidae
Exons: 4
Coding region: 161-1228 (355 amino acids)
Source: RefSeq, a predicted model, not a curated record
UGUUCCCCUACUAAUGUUCCGAUCAGCAGUCGGUAAAGUAAUUCGUCUCGGAGCUCAGUCCUCCAAAAGAAUGAGUUCUACUCUAACUCUUGCUUCUCCUUCCCGCUCCAAUGUCGGGUAUGCGCUUGCUCUUGGAGCCUUCGGAGCAGCCUCAAUCUUCAUGAUUAGAAAGCAUUUGAAUGCGCAGGAAAAAGAAGGUGGUUAUUUGUACACUUGGGGAAGUGGGCAAUUUGGACAACUCGGAAUUGGUACGCAGAACGAUGAGUCGCUUCCUCAGAUUGCCAAGGAAAUCGACAACGAAAUCUGCACUUUCACUGCUGCCGGAGCGAACACUACCGCUGCCAUUACGCAGGGAGGCGUGUUGUGGACCUUCGGUCAGGGCGACAGCAACCAGCUCGGCCACGGCGACACGGGCGAUUGCUCCAACCAGGUCCUUCCGCGCGAAGUGGAAGAUGCCUUCGAUGGCCUCUCCGUCGUGAACUGCUCCAUCUGCGACGGCCACAUGGCCGCCGUUACCGAGGACGGCUCCGUCUGGACCUGGGGUCGCGGCACCUUCGGCCGUCUGGGUCAUGAAGUCCACGAGACCGGAAUUCCCGAAAAAGUCCCCGGAUUGGACGGCAUGCGCUUCGUGAAGGUCGCCUGCGGCCACGUGCACACCCUCGCCCUGACCGAUGAUGGCCGCGUCUUCGCGUGGGGCAACAACAAAACCGGCUGCGUGGGCGUUUCGGACCGCGGCACGUGCGCCCCGCAGGAAAUCGAGUCUCUGCGCGGAAAGAAGAUCAUCGACAUUUCCGCGGGAAUGGAGUCGUCUGCGGCGCUGUCGGCGGAGCACGAGGUGUACACGUGGGGCGCGGACAACUACGGGCAGCUGGGUCUGGGCCAGGGAGCGCGGUACAUCAGCCAACCGACGCGCAUCCGGACUCUGCGCAAUGUGCCGAUCGUGCAGAUCGCGUGCGGGCAGUACCACAUGCUGGCGCUGUCGGCGGCCGGAGAGGUGUACGCGUGGGGCCAGGGCCUGCAGGGCCAGACGGCGAACGAGAAGAAGGUGGACACGAACAUCCCGCACGUGAUCGACGCGCUGAAGGAGAGCCGUGUGAAGAUGAUCGCGGCGGGAGGGUCGCAUAGCGCGGUGGUGGACGAUAAAGGACGGCUGUUCACGGUAGGAGAGGAGGAGGACUGGGAGGUAGUUCGGGUGCGGACGGAACGGACAGCUGGGGAGAGGCGAUAA